Tachyglossus aculeatus (Australian echidna) is the source of this 6169-nucleotide messenger RNA. It is a transcript of the gene FBXO45, whose product is annotated as F-box protein 45. The record is from RefSeq and is a predicted model, not a curated record. NCBI's taxonomy places the organism in Eukaryota, Metazoa, Chordata, Mammalia, Monotremata, Tachyglossidae. Gene Ontology annotation, biological process: proteasome-mediated ubiquitin-dependent protein catabolic process; synapse assembly involved in innervation. Gene Ontology annotation, molecular function: protein binding. The coding region runs from base 1 to 1476 and encodes 491 amino acids. The transcript has 4 exons. Gene Ontology annotation, cellular component: SCF ubiquitin ligase complex; synapse.
AUGGUUGUGAUGAUGAAGAUGAUGUACUGGACGGUGGCUGGGGGAGGGGAGGAGGACUGUAGUGAGCGCCCGGGCGGCCUCACCUGUUGUGGGGCGGUUCCCUCCGGGCGCCGCCUGAUGACGUCGCGGCCCGACCGGCCAAUCAGGGCGCGGCAUCCCGCGCAGGCGCGCCGCUCUCCCGCCCUCCUCCCGCACCACGUCACAUCCGGUCCGCCAUCGUGGUCUUGCUUAAGCGUCCGCCCCGCCCACCCCUACGUCACAUCCGGCGCCUGGGGCUCCCGCCUGCGCGUCCCGUUCGCUUCCGCCCUCCCCGACGUCCCUUCCGCCCGGCGCGGGCCGCCCCCGCCUGACGUCGCUUCCGCCCGCCCCGACGCUCGCUUCCGCCCGGCCGUUCCGCCCUCCCCGACGUCACUUCCGCCCCGCGUGGGCCUCCCCCUCCCGACGUCACUUCCGCCCGCCCCGACGCUCGCCCCGCCCUCCCCGACGUCACGUCCGCCCGCCGCGGCCCGCGCCCCCCCUCCCGACGUCACUUCCGCCCGCCGCGCCUCCCGCUUCCGCCCGGCCGUCCCUCUCCCUCCGCGACGUCACUUCCGCCCGGAGGAGGGCGGGGCGGCCAUGGCGGCGGCGGCCCCGGCUGCCGCAGCGGCUGCAGCAACGGCUGCAGCGGCUGCCGCAGGCGCUGCAACGGCUGCAACGGGCGGCUGCGGGGGCUGCGGCCCGGCGUGCCGGCUGCCGGCGCGGGUGCUGGAGCUGGUGUUCUCCUACCUGGAGCUGCGGGAGCUGCGGAGCUGCGCGCUGGUGUGCAAGCAGUGGCACCGCUGCCUGCAGGGCGACGAGAACAGCGAGGUGUGGCGGAGCCUGUGCGCCCGCCGCCUGCCCGCCGACGCCCUCCACACCGACCUGCUCUGCAACCUGCCCAGCUACAAGGCCAAGGUGCGGGCCUUCCAGCACGCCUUCAGCACCAACGACUGCUCGCGCAACGUCUACAUCAAGAAGAACGGGUUCACGCUGCACCGGAACCCCAUCGCCCAGAGCACCGACGGGGCGAGGACCAAGAUCGGCUUCAGCGAGGGCCGCCACGCCUGGGAGGUGUGGUGGGAGGGCCCGCUGGGCACCGUGGCCGUCAUCGGCAUCGCCACCAAGAAGGCGCCCAUGCAGUGCCAGGGCUACGUGGCCUUGCUGGGCAGCGACGACCAGAGCUGGGGCUGGAACCUGGUGGACAAUAACCUGCUCCACAAUGGAGAAGUCAACGGCAGUUUCCCCCAGUGCAACAACGCGCCCAAGUACCAGAUCGGGGAGCGGAUCCGCGUCAUCCUGGACAUGGAAGACAAGACUUUAGCUUUCGAGCGAGGCUACGAGUUCCUGGGGGUGGCUUUCCGCGGCCUGCCCAAGGCCUGCCUUUACCCGGCCGUGUCGGCGGUCUACGGCAACACGGAGGUGACUCUGGUCUACCUAGGGAAGCCUUUGGACGGAUGACGGCGGCCCCCCCCGACGUGGACAGCCGCCCGUCUCUCCCCGCCCUUCCCUCUCCCCUCCUUCCAGCUCGGCGCGGCCCGCGGAGGAGGACAACGAGAGCCUUUCCCGCUUCCCGGGAGUCAUUUUCCCGGUCGGGCCCGGGCUGCGCCUCUCUCGGACGGCGGGAGAGAGAGACGGGAGCGCGGCGCCCUUGGAGGCCUUCUUACAAGUUGUACAGACGCGGUCCGUGUAAAGAAACUGUUCCGGGAGAAUCCCGAAACCCAACCGACGAGAGAGGAGGACGGGAGGGGUCGCCUCCGUUCCCGUCGAAUUCCGUACGGGAAAGCCACUACGCGGUACACGGCGGGGCGGGGGGAGAGCUGCUGGGUUCUUGAAAAGCCAUCUCGGGAAGUUUGACAGAGAGAGAGAGAGGUGCUAUAUUGGAUCGUUUUGGAUCGGCUGAAGGUUUCCGUAGCUAGCAGUCUGGUUUUCCCUCCAAAACGAUCGCGGGGAGGUCAGCCUGAAACUCGAAGCCAUCUCGGGAAGUUUUACAGGGAGAGAGAGAGGUGAUAUAGUGGAUCGUUUUGGAUCGGCUGAAGGUUUCCAUAGCUAGCAGCCUGGUUUUCCCUCCAAAACGAUCGUGGGGAGGGCAGCCUGAAACUCGAAGCCAUCUCGGGAAGUUUUACAGGGAGAGAGAGAGGUGCUAUAGUGGAUCGUUUUGGAUCAGCUGAAGGAUUCCGUAGCUAGCAGCCUGGUUUUCUCGCCAAAACGAUCGUGGGGAGGUCAGCCUGAAACGCGAAGCCAUCUCGGGAAGUUUUACAGGGAGAGAGAGAGGUGCUAUAGUGGAUCGUUUUGGAUCGGCUGAAGGUUUCCGUAGCUAGCAGUCUGGUUGGCUUUUUUGCCAAAACGAUCAUGGGGAGGUCAGCCUGAAACUCGAAGCCAUCUCGGGAAUUCUUACAGGGAGAGAGAGAGGUGCUAUUUUGGAUCUUUUUGGAUCGGCUGAAGGUUUCCGUAGCUAGCAGUCUGGUUGGCUUUCUCUCCAAAACGAUCGUGGGGAGGUCAGCCUGAAACUCGAAGCCAUCUCGGGAAGUUUUACAGGGAGAGAGAGAGGUGCUAUAGUGGAUCGUUUUGGAUCGGCUGAAGGUUUCCGUAGCUAGCAGUCUGAUUUUCUCGCCAAAACGAUCGUGGGGGGGUCAGCCUGAAACUCGAAGCCGUCUCGGGAAGUGUUUUAGGGAGAGAGAGAGGUGCUGUAUUGGAUCGUUUUGGAUCGACUGAAGGUUUCCGUAGCUAGCAGUCUGGUUGGCUUUCUCUCCAAAACGAUCGUGGGGAGGUCAGCCUGAAACUCGAAGCCAUCUCGGGAAGUUUUACAGGGAGAGAGAGAGGUGCUAUAGUGGAUCGUUUUGGAUCAGCUGAAGGAUUCCGUAGCUAGCAGCCUGGUUUUCUCGCCAAAACGAUCGUGGGGAGGUCAGCCUGAAACGCGAAGCCAUCUCGGGAAGUUUUACAGGGAGAGAGAGAGGUGCUAUAGUGGAUCGUUUUGGAUCGGCUGAAGGUUUCCGUAGCUAGCAGUCUGGUUGGCUUUUUUGCCAAAACGAUCAUGGGGAGGUCAGCCUGAAACUCGAAGCCAUCUCGGGAAUUCUUACAGGGAGAGAGAGAGGUGCUAUUUUGGAUCUUUUUGGAUCGGCUGAAGGUUUCCGUAGCUAGCAGUCUGGUUGGCUUUCUCUCCAAAACGAUCGUGGGGAGGUCAGCCUGAAACUCGAAGCCAUCUCGGGAAGUUUUACAGGGAGAGAGAGAGGUGCUAUAGUGGAUCGUUUUGGAUCGGCUGAAGGUUUCCGUAGCUAGCAGUCUGAUUUUCUCGCCAAAACGAUCGUGGGGGGGUCAGCCUGAAACUCGAAGCCGUCUCGGGAAGUGUUUUAGGGAGAGAGAGAGGUGCUGUAUUGGAUCGUUUUGGAUCGACUGAAGGUUUCCGUAGCUAGCAGUCUGGUUGGCUUUCUCUCCAAAACGAUCGUGGGGAGGUCAGCCUGAAACUCGAAGCCAUCUCGGGAAGUUUUACAGGGAGAGAGAGAGGUGCUAUAUUGGAUCGUUUUGGAUCGACUGAAGGUUUCCGUAGCUAGCAGUCUGGUUGGUUUUCUCGCCAAAACGAUUGUGGGGAGGUCAGCCUGAAACUCGAAGCCAUCUCGGGAAGUUUUACAGGGAGAGAGAGAGGUGCUAUAGUGGAUCGUUUUGGAUCGGCUGAAGGUUUCCGUAGCUAGCAGUCUGGUUGGCUUUCUCUCCAAAACGAUCGUGGGGAGGUCAGCCUGAAACUCGUCACUGCAGAUUCCCUUCCCUCGAGGGAGCGAGGAAAGGCAAGCUAUUUUCUGUCACGGAAUGAGUAUUUUUAGAUAACCGCUACUCGACACUACCGACGCACGUUGAUGUAAUGUCCAGCCCUACCUCUUCGCCUCCUGAGAUAAAAAACAAACAAACACGAAAACGUCACCUCGUAGCACAGAAAAACGCUGUUCGCUCUUACGGGUCUUAAACCCGGACGCCGGCAUCGCAGGCCGGAUCCUGGUAACGGAUGGCCGGAUCGGUCCUUCGGUAGAUGGGCGCAUCCACCGGUCAGUCGUGCUUGUCGCGUGCUGCCCAGCUGCGCGCGGGACACUGAACUGAGCGCCCGGGAGAGGGUAAUCCGGCAGAGCUGGGCCCCGUCCACGAGGCUCUUAAGGCCCAGACUUCCCUCAUCCCACUAGCGGUCCACCCUGUCCAGGGAAUCAGCCCUGGACUGUAAGCUGGAUACGGGCAGGGAGCGUAUCGGCUCGUUCCGCCCUCGCCGUUCUGUCCCCGGGGCUCAGGCCGGUGCUGUCCGCACGCGGUAAGCGCUGCCCAAAUGCCGUGGAUUGUUUGACCGAUCGGUCGACCCCGGCGGGGUUUCCCUGUUAAUGGAAUAACGAGGCCUGGUGACGGGCCUUGCAGCCCUCGUCACGAAGGGUCCUUCCCCCUGACGCUAACCGACCUCUCUCAGGACGGGAAAGGCGGUCUCGUGUCCCUCUGAGGCCGGGGGCUUUCCUACAGAGCCAGAGGGUCCGUCCCGCGGCCUAGUGGCUCGAGCCUGGGCGUCAGAGGGACCUGGGUUCUAAUCCCGGCUCCGCCACGCGACCUCGGGCGAGUCCCUUCGCUUCUCUGGGCCUCGGCUUCCUCAUCCGGAAAACGGGGAUACAGACCGUCAACCCCACGGGGGGCAGACACCGGGUCCGACCCGAUUUGCCCGUAUGCGCCCCGGCGCUCCGUACAGUGCCUGGCCCCAAAUAAGUGCUCGACAGGUGCCACAGUUAUUAGUGUGAUCAGUACUGUUGUUAGCCCCAGCCUAAGAUUCGGGAGGGUACGGAGAGCUGGUGGAACUUCAAGAUGAGGAUAACAGGACGAUCAGUAGUUAAAGCCAAAGCACGACGGUAAACGCCGAGGCAAAUACGGGACAAAAUCAGAUCAGAGGCAAGUCCCCAGAGGGGGACGGGGAAACCGGCGUGAAUUCUCCAUUUUUCGCAGAUGAGGAAACCGAGGCCCAGCGUCGUCAAGGGACUCGCCCGAAGUCACCCAGCGGGCGGGGGCAGAGCUGGGAUUAGAAGCUUUGCCGCCCAGCGCCCGCGUCCCCUUUCUCCGGGCCCCGCUGCUUCGCGGCUCACAAAUUACGCAGGAGGGAAGCACCGUUUUUCUGUGCAAAGAAGUGUAACGCGUGCGAUCGCACACGGGACUUGCGAUCAAGCUCUCUUGAAGUAGAAACUUUGUUUAUGUGGGAGCGUGCGUGUUGCGUGUGGGCGCGUGCUCACGCGUGUAUGUAUGUGUAUCUGUGCGCGUGUGGGUUGGGUCCUAAUAAAGCCAGGAAAAAUGGUAUAUCAGGCAGCGGGCGGGAAUGAUUGGGUGUGAAAUCUGAACUAAUGCUCCGAAGAGGAGGAGGCCAUAGAACAAAAGCUUAGCACUCCGCUGCCGCGCGAAGGGUAUUGACGUAUUUAUUUGUUGAACAUUGGGUCUGUUACUUGAAAGGAAUAUCUGUCGGGGGUCCUUUCUUCCCUCCUCGCGAAGGUCACGAAAGAAAGAAAAACGACUCUUGGUAUGGCAACCGUCCGGAUAAAGGGGGUUUGCCCGGUGCGGGUCUCACGCCGGUGCGGCCGCUCCAGAAAAGUGGAUUUUUUCGGGCCCGUAAACCAACAACGACGACGGCAGAGCAGGAUUCCGCGGUGGGGUCCAAGGAGGUUUCCGGCCCCGGCGCGAAACAGCAGAUUUUCCUUAGCACUCGCCACUUGCACAUUUAAGUCCAGUGAAUCGGUCGAUCCCGAGAACCUUCCCCCUGGAAGUUUUGCGGAGAAGUCGGAUUUUUCGAUUACGGUUUUUUGAUAACCUUUCUUAACCCCAAAGUUUCGGAGGAGUCGGAGACAAAGUUGCUGCACAGCGAACUUACAAUCAGGCAUCGGCUUAACGUUAUGAAAAGUGAUCUCUAGCCCUGUUUCCCCUCCCCCCCCACAAAAAAAAAACCUUUAAAAGCAGUGAUCGUUUGACCAUUGCCGACUUUUUGAUAUUUUCAGUGUCCCAAUUUUGCGAUUCCUUUAGAGCGGAUUUUGGGGUGGGGAGGGAGCGGGUGGCCGGGGAGUGAAGAAUCUUCACUUCGAACGUGUUCUAACUUAUUACAGGAGACCAAUACUAGCUGUACAAAAUAUUAAAAUAAACGGUUACGACGUUCAUG